GCCAGGAAAACUGGAGGGAGAACACACAUCAACUGAUCUUAGUGACAGAUCGAACCAACGGGAGUCCAGCUGUGUGUCCAUGAAGAGUUACAAGUCAAUGGAACAGCCAGGAAAACUAGAGGGAGGACACAAAUCUACUGAUCUGAGGUACACAGUGGUGGUGCUAGGGCGGGGCUUGCUAGGACUAUAGCCCUACUAGAAAUUAACAUAGCACCGGUGAACAAAGAACAAAAGAAAAAAAGAAAUCAAUCACUGCUCUUAGCUGAUUAACUUUUGUAGCUUGAAAAAAACUUUAUCUAUAUUCUAUUUAUAGUUUAUGCAUAUACAAUUUAUAGUUUAUGUGAAGAUUGUUUCAAGCUCACUUUAAAAGUUGUUGGGGCAGUCGUGGCCUAAUGGUUAGAAAGUUGGACUUAUAACCUGGAGGUCGCAGGUUCGAUUUUCGGUGGUGGGGGGAGUGAAUGAACAGCUCUCUUCCACAUUCAGUACCACGACUGAGGUGAGACCCUUGAGCAAGGCACAGAACCCCCAAUUGCUCACCGGGUGCCGCAGAAAAUGGCUGUCCACUGCUCAGGGUGUGUCUGUGUAUUUGUUCACUACUCACUGCUGUGUGUGUACACUUGGAUGGGUUAAAGGGGUCAUGAACUGAGAAACCAAAAUUCCCUUUAUCCUUUGACAUAUAAGAGGUCAUUGUACUAUAAAAGCAUCCUGUAAGUUUCAAAACUCAAAACUUUGUUGUUAGUCUAAAAACAGCUUAAAUUGAAGGCACUCUGCCAAAAAGACAGCUUUUGGAAUGUUCUACUCUAUGAUGUAAUAGUGUGGAUAAGCACCGCCUCCGCAGAAGAAGAUCAACGCCUGCUUCUACAUCACUGCCUGUUUAGCCCCGCCCCCACCAAUUCAUGCAUGUAGUGUUUUCAAGGCGAACACGCAGGUCUACGCAGAAACCAAACAAUAAAGAUGGCUCUGAAGACAACAAGACAGUUGUGGAAAAACAGUGUUUGCAUUGCCUUCCUUCUGAUCCCAACAUUUGUAAUGAAGUUCCAGACCGCGUCAGUAAGAACUAGAUCCUUUGUUCACUUCAUUCUACCACUGAUCCAUUUACAAACAAGGCACAGUUUGACGCAGGAUUUUCAGAAAGAUUGAAACAACAAAAAAAAUGAUGCUGUGCCGACUAUUGGAUCCGACAGUAAUGUUGAAACACAAAAGUUGACAAAUCAAACCAACAGGAGCGCAGCAGUGUGUCCAUGAAGAGUGACAUGUCUAUGGAGCAGCCAGGAAAACUUGAAGAUAGACUUAAAUCAACUCAUCUGAGUCAAACAUCAGACUCACCAGGUUCUAGCUGUGUAUCCAUGAAGAGUGACCAAUCUGUGGACACUUCAAAAACAUUUAAAAGACACGCAUCAACUGAUCUGAGCACAUUCAGAUCAAAUCUGAUGAAGAAGUUUGAUUGUCUGUAUGAAGGAACAGCAAAGCAGGGAAACCCAACACUCCUGAAUGAGAUCUACACAGAGCUCUACAUCACAGAGAGUGAAAGUGGAGAGAUCAAUAAUGAGCAUGAGGUGAGACAGAUUGAGACACAAUCCAGGAGAACAGCAACAGAGGACAUACCAAUCAAAUGUAAUGACAUCUUUAGACCUUUACCUGGACAAGACAAAGCCAUCAGAACUGUGCUGACAAAGGGAGUCGCUGGCAUUGGAAAAACAGUCUCUGUGCAGAAGUUCAUUGUGGACUGGGCUGAAGGGAAAGAGAAUCAGGACAUCCAGCUCAUAUUUCCACUUCCUUUCAGAGAGCUCAACUUGAUGAAGGACAAAACACUCAGUCUUUCAGAUCUUCUUCAUAAAUUUUUCCCAGAAGCCAAAGAAAUAUCUAGUGAAGAAUAUAAAGUGUUGUUCAUCUUUGAUGGUCUGGAUGAGUGUCGUCUAUCUCUGGAUUUUCAGAGAAAUGUGAAACUGUGUAAUAUAUCUCAAUCAGGUGUAGUGGACAUGCUUGUAACAAACCUCAUUGUGGGGAAUCUGCUUCCCUCUGCUCUCAUCUGGAUCACCUCCAGACCAGCAGCAGCUGAUCUCGUCCCCUCUGAGUUUGUCCAUCGAGUGACAGAGGUACGAGGCUUCAAUGAUCCACAGAAGGAGAAAUACUUCAGGAAGAGAAUCAGUGAUCAGAGUCUGGCCGAUACAAUCAUCUCACACCUGAAGUCAUCAAGGAGCCUCUACAUCAUGUGCCACAUCCCUGUGUUCUGCUGGAUCUCAGCCACUGUUCUGGAGAAGAUGUUGAGUCGAGCAGAGAGUGGAGAGAUUCCCAAGACUCUCACUCAAAUGUACACACACUUCCUGAUCAUUCAGACCAACAUCAAACAUGAGAAGGACUAUGAGAAGAAAGUCAAAGAUGAAGACAUGAUUGUCAAACUGGGGAAACUGGCUUUUGAGCAGCUUGUGAAAGGUAACCUGAUCUUCUAUGAGGAAGACCUGAGAGAGUGUGGCAUUGAUGAGACAGAAGCAUCAGUGUACUCAGGAUUGUGCACUCAGAUGUUCAGAGAGGAGUUUGGCUUGUUUCAGGGUAAAGUCUUCUGCUUUGUUCAUCUGAGCAUCCAGGAACAUCUAGCAGCUCUAUAUGCACACCACUCCUUCACAAAGACCCGCAUAAAUGUGUUUGACCAAACUGAACAAAGUGUCUUCAAAGUUGUAACCCGGAAGAAAAAAAAAGUAUUAUUUGUCCUGCAUCAGAGAGCUGUGGAUGAGGCUUUACAGAGUAAGAAUGGACAUCUAGACCUUUUCCUGCGUUUUCUUCUGGGUCUCUCAUUGAAGUUCAAUCAGACUCUCUUAAGAGAACUACUAACACAGACAGGAAGCUGCUCCCACAACAAAGAGCAAAUGGUUGAGUACAUCAAAGAGGAGAUCAGGCAGAAUGCCUCUCCAGAGAGAUCCAUCAAUCUGUUUCACUGUCUGAAUGAACUGGGUGAUGAUUCACUGAUGCAGGAGAUCCAAGAUUAUCUGACAUCUAAAAAAAUAAAACAAAUCAAACUCUCCUCUUCACAGUGGUCAGCUCUGGUUUAUGUGUUGCUGACAUCAGAGCAGAAGUUGGAUGUUUUUAUUAUAAAAAAGUUUAUUGGAGACCAAAAUACAGCAGAUGAAGUUCUUCAGAAGCUGCUGCCUGUGGUUAAAGAAUCCAGAUCAGUUCAGUUGAGUGAUUGUGGUGUCACAGAGAAAGGUUGUGCUGCUGUGGUUACAGCUCUGAGAUCAAACCCCUCACACCUGAGAGAACUGGAUCUGUCACUGAAUAAUCUAGGAGACUCGGGACUGAAUCUGCUCUUUAAUGGACUGAAGGAUCCUCGCUGUAAACUGGAAACACUGCAGUUGAAUCAUUGUGGUGUCACAGACGAAGGUUGUGCUACUCUGGCUUCAGCUCUGAGAUCAAACACCUCAUCCCUGAGAGAACUGAAUCUUGCUAGAAAUAAACUACAAGACACAGGAGUGAAUCUGCUCUCUGAUGGACUGAAGGAUACUCACUGUAAACUGGAGAAACUAAGGUUGAGUGAUUGUUGUGUCAGGGAUGAAGGUUGUGCUGCUCUUGCUUCAGCUCUGAGAUCAAACCCCUCACACCUGAGAGAACUGAAUCUGUCUGGAAAUGAACUUGGAGACUCAGGACUGAAUCUGCUCUCUGAUGCACUGAAGGACACUGCGACACUGGAGACACUGUGGUUGAAUGAUUGUGGAGUCACAGAUGAAGGUUGUGCUGCUCUGGCUUUAGCUCUGAGAUCAAACCCCUCACACCUGAGAGAACUGAAUCUGUCUGGAAAUAAACUAGGAGCCUCAGGAAUGAAGCUGCUGUCUGAUCUGAAAGAUGAUUCAAAUUAUAAAUUGGAGAUGCUUCUGUUUAGAUGACUGAUCCAGAGAUCAUAUUAACAUCACAUUCAACAGAAUCAACAGACACAAACCCACAGUGAUCAUCACACAGGGAUGUGUUUCUGGAACUUUCUAGAAUGAUCCAAUCCUUGAUCCAAAAUCAAACAAAGAAACCUUUUGUGCCCCAUUUUACAUAAUAAUUUUACAAGCUGAUUGUGACGAUCGGUGUAUCUUCUGUUCAGUUAUUACAAAAAUUUCAACCCAACAAGUGCCUAACAUUGGGUUAAAGUCUGGGACUUUAUUUAUUUAUGAUUGAGUGACAUAAGCUUGAAAAAAAAUAGGUCAUUUCCUGCAGGUCAUUUCUCAAUGU
Molecule: messenger RNA, 4206 nt
Organism: Onychostoma macrolepis
Lineage: Eukaryota; Metazoa; Chordata; Actinopteri; Cypriniformes; Cyprinidae
Product: NLR family CARD domain-containing protein 3-like
Exons: 10
Coding region: 1242-3875 (877 amino acids)
Molecular function (GO): protein binding
Source: RefSeq, a predicted model, not a curated record